Molecule: messenger RNA, 2174 nt
Organism: Ananas comosus (pineapple)
Lineage: Eukaryota; Viridiplantae; Streptophyta; Magnoliopsida; Poales; Bromeliaceae
Exons: 10
Coding region: 282-1817 (511 amino acids)
Source: RefSeq, a predicted model, not a curated record
CUAUAAUGGAGAAGCGCAACUUGGUCGAACACCAUUUACUUCGAAUCGCCACACGACACGUAAGCUCAUGGUAUCAUUUAGCGACCGAUCGCCGGAUCCAACAGAGGAGGAAGUCGCCUCCUCCCCCUCCCGUCUCCAUCCUCUUCCGCUCUCUUCCGCUCUCAUCCCUCUCUUCCCCCAAUCCAUUUCUAGGGUUAGGGUUUUGAACGGCGGCGGCGGCGGCGACUGCAACGGCUCCUCGGAGUGAAGCCAAUUCCGGUGGCGGCGGAGCGAGGUAGGUGAUGAGGUCGUGGCGCCAUUACCACUCCAACAGGGAGGGGGCGCUCGUCGCCCUUAUUGUCCUCCUACUUCCGGUCUUCUUCCCCGGCCUCUUCUCCCCUCUCGGCCGCGUCUCGCCCUCCAUCUUCUCGGAGUGGAACGCCCCUAAACCUCGGCAUCUAGCUCUUUUGGAGGGAGCUUUACAUCGGAAAAUAUCGGAUGAACAGAAGAGUGAGCUCUGGUCACAGUUAAGUCCUCAAGGAUGGAAACCAUGCAUUGGGUCAGCAAGUAGACCUGUUCUCCCUGCUAAGUCAAGUGGAUAUAUUCAAGUAUUUCUUGACGGUGGAUUGAAUCAACAAAGGAUGGGGAUCUGCGAUGCAGUUAUUGUUGCUAAAAUUCUUAAUGCAACCCUUGUUAUCCCGCACCUUGAAGUAAACCUGGUUUGGCAAGAUUCAAGCUCAUUUGAGGAAAUCUAUGAUGUGGAUCACUUUAUUAAUUUUUUAAAAGAUGAAGUUUCAAUAGUUAGAGAGUUGCCGAAAGAAUUUUCCUGGAGCACGAGAGAGUACUAUGCUCUAGGUAUUCGAGCUACAAGAGUUAAGACUGCACCUGUUCAUGCUUCCGCAAAUUGGUAUCUAGAAAAUGUUCUUCCUGUUCUACAGAGUUAUGGAAUAGCUGCCAUUUCCCCAUUUUCACACCGGUUAGCUUUCGACGAUUUACCCAAGGAAAUUCAACAGCUACGCUGUAAAGUAAACUUCCAAGCUUUGAUUUUCGUUCCACAUAUUAAUGCAUUGGGUGAGUCCCUUGUGAAACGCUUAAGGAAUCCAGUCAACCCACAUUCCAAUGAAAUUUUGCAAGAGGUAGUGGAGGAAAAUGCUAAUGAGGAGUCAGGGAAAUUUGCUGUUUUACAUCUUCGAUUUGACAAGGAUAUGGCUGCACAUUCUGCCUGUGAUUUCGGUGGUGGCAAAGCUGAGAGGCUAGCUUUGGCCAAGUACAGGCAAGUAAUUUGGCAAGGAAGGGUCUUAAACUCUCAGUUCACCGAUGAGGAGCUCCGGAGCCAGGGUCGAUGCCCACUGACUCCAGAAGAAAUAGGAUUAUUGCUAGCUGCCUUAGGCUUUGACAGUAAAACUCGCCUCUAUCUUGCUUCACACAAGGUGUACGGAGGGGAGUCUCGGAUCUCUACCCUGCGAAAGCUUUUCCCAUUGAUGGAGGAUAAGAAGAGCCUUGCAUCUGUAGAGGAGCUCACAAAGGUAGAAGGGAAGGCCUCUCUACUAGCUGCUGUUGAUUAUUAUGUGAGUGUGCAUAGUGAUAUCUUCAUCUCUGCAUCUCCAGGAAAUAUGCACAAUGCAGUGCUGGGCCACCGGACGUAUGAAAACUUGAAGACCAUACGGCCCAAUAUGGCAUUGCUAGGCCAGCUCUUUUUGAACAAGAGCAUAGGAUGGUCUGAGUUCGAGCAGGCUGUUCGGGCGGGGCACAAAGGUAGAUACGGACAAAUUCGGUUGAGGAAGCCAAAGCAAUCCAUCUAUACAUACCCUGCCCCUGAUUGUAUGUGUCGAGGGUGAAUUAGUUGAAGGUUCAUAUCCUCUUCUAGUUCUUUUUUGUGAAAGGAGUGAAUUAAUUGAAGCUUCAGUUCGACUUCAGAUUAGUUACAUCUGAACAAUUGAAGGUUGGUUUGCUGAGAUGCCUUAAAUUUUCAGGUGGUAUCGUUGUUAACUUAUUGGUAAGCCUCUCAUAAAACGAUAUCUUUCCUAGAUGUUAUAUCUUGGUGUCAUGUAGAUUUAAGUAUGUAAACAGUUCUGUAAAAUGGCAUCCUGAAUUUGGAGUUGCUAAUCCUUGAGCUCGAAGGACUCUUUAUUUAUUGUACUUCGACUUCCUCUGUAAAUAGCUUGACACGAAAGAAAAUUAUCUGUUUCUAAUCA